AUGAAGUUUAUUGAGACGCCAUUUUGGAUUUUACAUUUUUCUCUACUGGUCUAUGUGUAUGGGGCUGGUACUGUCAUGUACCAAUUGCGUGUUGCUUCGAGUACCAGAGAUUUUCUUAAAAGUUACGUCAACAUCACUCUUAUAAUAUUGAUAGUUAACAAUAGUUACUGGUUUAUAAAAGAGAGACCUCUCUUGAGAACAGUCCUAAAUCAGGUGAUUAGAAACGACAUUCUUUCCAUGGAGACAGAAUUAUUGCAAGAUAAACACGAAAAGCUGCUGUCUGUAAUUAAGAAGAUCAUAUUAAUUUUUUACGGAUUCAACCUAUUUGAUGCAUUCUUCAUCUAUAUACCGCACCGCAGUGACGUCAACAACGACCAUUAUUCUAUGACUUCUUGUGUUGGUCUGGAGCCCCUUACGGCUACACCAAAUAGACAAAUUUGCAGAUUAAUACUUGGACUCCAAGAGGUGACGAUAAUGACUGCAGUUCUCAAUUAUCAAACUCUUUUGUUAUUCUUGAUUGCACACACAGAGGCAAUGUACCGUUUGCUAUCGGAAGAAAUGUUGAAUUUCAAUCAGUAUGCAAGCACUCCCGAAAGUAACAUAUUUGUUAAAAAUCGUUUACCACUUUUGGUGUCUCGCCAUUCGCUAACCCUGGAUAUUAUAAAAAAUUUAAAAGCUCUAUAUAGUAUGCCGAUGGGAGUAAAUUUUGGAUCGAAUGCUGUUUGCAUUUGUUUGUUUUUCUAUCUUCCUUUGCGGGAGUGGAUAACAUUUUCUCCAGUACUCAUAUACUGCUUUGUCUUUUUUCUAUACUGUUACUUGUGUCAAAGAUUGAUCAAUGCUUCGGAGGUUUUUGAGAAUGCAGUGUACAGUUGUGGUUGGGAGAAGUUUAACCUGAAUGAGCAGAAAACAAUAUAUGUGAUGCUGUUACAAGCUCAAAAGCCUGUAACACUUUUAGCAGCGGAUAUUAUCCCAGUCAAUAUUUCAACUUUCGCAACAACAAUUCAGGCUAUGUUCAAAUUUGUAACUGUUGUAAAACUAUAAUUUGAACUUUGUCAAACUAAAACCUUGUGCGUCAUAAAAGUUGUAAAUUUUGAAUUACUUAAGAAAAAAACUAGUUUAAUU
Danaus plexippus (monarch butterfly) is the source of this 1122-nucleotide messenger RNA. RefSeq lists its product as uncharacterized. Gene Ontology annotation, cellular component: plasma membrane. Gene Ontology annotation, molecular function: olfactory receptor activity; odorant binding. NCBI's taxonomy places the organism in Eukaryota, Metazoa, Arthropoda, Insecta, Lepidoptera, Nymphalidae. Gene Ontology annotation, biological process: detection of chemical stimulus involved in sensory perception of smell; sensory perception of smell. The record is from RefSeq and is a predicted model, not a curated record.